CAGUUGGCUCGAGUAGUAUCACAAGUUGAGUCUCAACUUGAGAUAUUGCUGAAACUCAUCUGCAGACACAAAAGACAAAUUGAGACAAAAACCCUUGUAGGUGAAAGUUGAGACGUUACGGUUUCAUCUCAACUACCUGCAAUACAGUUUUACCCUGUUGGGUUUAGGAAUAGGUUAGGAAUAGGUCAGGAAUAGAAGGGCUUGUCCGGUUCGGAUAGGUAAUGUGGUUGGAGUGAACCUGCUUUCACCGGAGAAAGUGUUGUCACGCAGCAUAGCGGAAUAAAAUAGUGAAGUGAUGUCAAUCUGCAAAACAAACUGGAAUGCUUGCAAAUUCAAUUUUUUCGGAUCGCAGAACAAACAAUACGACAUUACAUUCUGUUCUGAUUUACAUGGUGCUUUACAUUCUUCAUUCAUAAUAAUACAAGAAUGCUAAAAACACUGUAAAUUCCAAACCCACUUGACUUCAAAAUAUCUGUAUUAUAUUAUGUAAUUCCGUCACAGUUACAAGACACCAUCAUUUUAUAUGGGUUUUCGAACGAAGGUUCGCAUUCUGUAUUAACCUUUAGUUUUAAUAGUUAUGCAGUCAGAUUCCUUCAAGUAAGUACGUGAUCUCUGAACAUGUUACUUGGUGGGGAGAACACGUGCAAAGUUUUUACUUGGCUAAAGUAAACAACAUAGCUCUCACUACUGUGUACAAUGUAUCAGCAAAAUAGCUGACACCGCUUGAUGAGAAAACCAGACCAGGCGUCUUCCCAUUAAAUCUCAUCCUACGACUGCUAACCAAUAAAGACGAUGACGGUAUGUCAACAUUAACAUUUCACCAACUUGAAUGUAUACUUUUCCCUGGCGAUCCACCCAUUUCGUUAAAAGUCAAAAGUCAGCCCUUGGACGUUCGUGGUUGGCAGGCAUUUCUCCACACAAAACCUUCGGACAUAAAGGCCAACGACGAACUCCAUGAAGUGAAGGAAAUAUUAACCGGUCUCAAAUGUCUCGCUUCUCACUCUUUUCCUUCCUCUUUCUGUCUUCGGGUGGGAGGAAAGGGCAGAGAAUUUGAGACACGAUUUGGGACAUAAAAACGAGAUCACUUCUUCUGAAUAUUACUUACAACUUCCUCCACAGCUCAUUCUUUCUGCGGGUGUCAAGUACACACGCUGUCAAUAACUUCUUUUUCUCAGUAUUCUCAAGGAAGAAACGUCCCUUAGUUUAACAGUGCCUGCUAUUUAUUACUCUAAACUCAUUGUAGUAAAGAUUUCAUUCACAACAAGGACUUUGUGUAGGUGGUUGGAUGAUUCACUUGCUUCGUUCCUUGUUUCUACAAACAAUGGAAUUAUUAUUUAGGGAAUUUUGUAUAGUGAUCCUUGUCCUAAUCAGAGUUCAUCUAAUACGACCCAGCCUAUUUACUGCUGGAGUCUCGCUUCAUACGAAGACGGGCUGAACAUUGUUAUUCUUUAUUCUACGACUGCGACUACUUGGCGACAUGUGCCAAGUAUCACGGAUGAUCCGGGUUGGUUAUUCGCCUUCUUGAGCAAGACCUUCACACUCAAUUGAGAUUCGUUAAACUUAAUUAAAUCUCGCCAUUGGAGACUGUACAAUAACACACACACGCCACUUGUGAAACUCUGCUCUUACAUGUACACAUCGAUCCUAAGUAUAUUUAGUAUUGCAAACAGCGUUCCGGGAGAAAUUGCAGUUGUUGGUCGUAUGUAACGGCUCUGGGAAGGUAAAUAGUAUGUACAUAGUGAACAAACUUGUCUCAUUUACCGUCGUAUUUUGUCUCACCUAGACAUUGAUACCAUUCGUUUGAUUUUUGGCUGUCAAAAUACUACGAAAGUGGAAAUACUGCUUCUGUGCAUCUGUAAGUGAGUGGGGUUCUGAGAAGAUCUGAACUGCGAAGGUAGAGACGACCAGCAUUUCGUAUGAAUAAUUUUCAUCAUACUUGACGAAAUGAUUCGCUCUGGUCACUCGUCGGGAGGGAGGAGGUGUGCCUCUGGGCGAGGUUCUCGGAAGGUUGUUGUCGCAACGGGCGAAGAGGGAAUACGUGGAAGGAGGACAAAAAGAGGAGGUAAAUACAGGACGGAAACGACGAUACGCCAUCAGAACAAGCGACAAACAUCCACUUCUUCCAUGUCCCGUGUUGUGACGACCAAACACUGCUCCAACAAUAAUGGCAAUGGUAACGCAGGAGAAAGCGUUUCUUCUAGUGCAGGGAACCGAGAACGCGAAAAGACACAGAGCGUGAACACUGCAUUUAGAACGUUGAGAACGCUGAUUCCCACCGAGCCUGCUGAUCGAAAAUUGUCAAAAAUUGAGACAUUGCGUCUCGCCACAUCGUAUAUUACUCAUUUAUCGCUGCACUUAUUGAAUGAGCCUGAUCAAACAGGAAAUAUAGAUGAGCAUCAUCAAUCCACUCCAGAACCUCACAAAAUCUGUACCUUUUGUUUAGCACACUCCAAAAAAGCGCUGAAGCAUUCCACUUGCUCAGUCUUCUCGUCACCUAUCGUGGACUUUCAUGUGACACAUCCCUCAUCCUGUCCCCCAGAGUCUUGUCCUGCCUUCUCAAACCCAAGACGAUACCAUCAUCAGCACCAUUGUGCUCCAACGAUCAACAAUCAAUUCAAUGAGGAUAUCAGUGGCAUGGUUUACUACUGACUGAUAAAUCCACCAUGUAGCCCUCCUUAAUAAAUAACCUUUCUUACAUUGAAUUGCAUGAAUGUACUGCUUGUGAAAUAAUAUGAAUAUUCCAAACUGCAUUCCUACGCAUAUUUCUUAUGUAUUAUUAUAUAAAUUAAGUAACAGGUUUGACAAUAACGACAUUUUCGAUAAUUUAUGGAAUUAAUAAAAUGACUUUUUGUUUAUGA
Molecule: messenger RNA, 2858 nt
Organism: Folsomia candida
Lineage: Eukaryota; Metazoa; Arthropoda; Collembola; Entomobryomorpha; Isotomidae
Product: transcription factor 21
Exons: 4
Coding region: 1945-2649 (234 amino acids)
Biological process (GO): regulation of transcription by RNA polymerase II; developmental process
Molecular function (GO): protein dimerization activity; DNA-binding transcription factor activity, RNA polymerase II-specific; RNA polymerase II transcription regulatory region sequence-specific DNA binding
Source: RefSeq, a predicted model, not a curated record